Messenger RNA from Cynoglossus semilaevis (tongue sole), 1963 nucleotides. RefSeq names its product secretion associated, Ras related GTPase 1Ab (gene sar1ab). Gene Ontology annotation, molecular function: GTPase activity; GTP binding. Gene Ontology annotation, biological process: intracellular protein transport. The coding region runs from base 149 to 745 and encodes 198 amino acids. The record is from RefSeq and is a predicted model, not a curated record. Lineage: Eukaryota; Metazoa; Chordata; Actinopteri; Pleuronectiformes; Cynoglossidae. The transcript has 7 exons.
CUCUCCCUCCUCCUUCGGUUCUAUAGUGACGUAUUUCCGGUUAACUGUCAAACUCUUCGGGCUGUCACUCAGUCGACGGGACAGACUGGGACUAAAAAGCAGCAGAAAGAGGCUGAAAUCGUCCCUGUACUGAAGACAUCCAAGAACCAUGUCGUUUAUAUUUGGCUGGAUCUACAGAAGUUUCAGCAGCGUCUUACAGUUGUUAGGUUUGUACAAAAAGACUGGUAAACUCGUGUUUCUCGGACUGGACAAUGCUGGGAAAACGACGCUGCUGCACAUGCUCAGAGACGACCGGCUUGGGCAACACGUGCCAACACUGCAUCCAACCUCAGAAGAGUUGACCAUAGCUGGAAUGACUUUUACAACAUUUGACCUCGGCGGCCACACACAAGCACGAAGGAUCUGGAAGAACUACCUUCCGGCCAUAAAUGGUAUAGUUUACCUGGUGGACUGUGCCGAUCUUGAACGACUGGCUGAGGCUAAGACUGAACUGGAUGCGUUGUUAACAGAUGAAACCAUCUCCAACGUGCCAGUCCUCAUCCUGGGGAAUAAAAUCGACCGUCCAGAAGCCAUCAGUGAAGAUGGUCUCAGGUGCAUGUUUGGUCUUCAUGGACACACAACUGGGAAGGGAAAAGUAUCCCUGAAGGAGCAGAAUUUGAGGCCGAUGGAGGUUUUUAUGUGCAGCGUGCUGAAGAGACAAGGAUAUGGAGAAGGUUUCCGCUGGCUUUCACAAUACAUCGACUGAACGACCCUCUGUUUACGACAAUGUUUACCUGAUUUUUAUUAUGAAUGUGUGCUUCUACAAAACAUAUUACACAUACAAAGAGAACAGUAAGCACAGGACUAACACUGGUUCGCUCUGGACAUUGUGUGCCUGUGGUUUUGUUUGUGCCACAAAUCACAUUAUCAUCAUUUGAUUAAUUAUCAUCUGGUGAUUCUCAGACUGCAUUGACUUUUAUUCCUGCUCUGGUUUCUAUCUCCGAGUAGAGCCAGCAGAAUAUUCUGCUUGACAUAUAGAACACGUCGUCACUUUGAACUCCCUUCUGACCCGUUUUUAUUUUUAGGUGCUGGGGUUGACUUACAGUGAAGGUCAUUUGGGUUAACAUUCUGCUGGAGAUGUUACUCUUCCUGGAUUUAGAAUGACACAAAAAUCUGCCACUGACAAAACUCCUUUAUGUCUAUUUAUUUUAUUUCAGACUAACAGGAAUACACUUACAAUACUCUCAGUACAUUUUCUGAACACUAGGUUUUGUGUAUGGUUCUACACUGGGUAUGUUUUUUUAUAACAGCCUGCUCCCUCUGAGGCUGACAUAUUUUGCUGGCUGCAUGUGAUUUUAUUUUAUUUUUACAUAAUCUAUAAGGGUUUUUCCAUUAGAGGUCAAUGCUGUGUGCAAAUGUGACAUCAACUGAAUUAUCAAACGUGUCUUUGUUCAGUGUUAACAGGCUAAACCUGCUUUUUGAUGGUUAUGUGUCAAACGUCCUGACCUGCUGUAAGUACUUUGUGAUUGGACACUGCUCACAGUAUGCAGUGAUUUUAUGAGAGUACUUUGGGUCUGGGUCAAAAAUAGGUUGCGCACAAAUAUGCAUGAAAUAGGGCUGGGCAAUAAAUCAGUGGAGAUAUUUAUAACUUCAAGGUAAAGUUAAUUUUGAUUCACAAAAUCAAUUGAAUUGUUUUGGUUUAUUUGUUACAAUCAUUUCAGACAUGUGUCCAACCCUUGAAUGAAAAUGAUCUGAUAGUGCAAUACCUAGUAUGUGUUUAUAUAUAUGUAUAUAAAUACAUAUAUACUGUAUAUACACACAUACAUAUAUAUUUAAGCUGUUAUUUAUACGAUAUUAUUUCUAAAUGAUGUGACCAGCCUUGUUACAACAGGCAUUUGUUUUUUGCUGUACAACUAUUUAAAACAGGAUGGGGUGGUUUAAAGUGUGAUGUUUAAACAUAAUAAAUAUUUUAUCAAAUAUAAAA